CGUAAUUUCACAAAAAGCCCCCCUAUAAAUAAGCUGCCCGAGCAGAGAGAACAACCGUCUCCCAUAUAACGAAAAAAAAUCCGUUUCCUUCAGAAACUUCGACAGCUCUCUCGAAAGUUGAUUACUUGAUUUAGUUGCAAAAUUCACCAUUUGAGUGAUGGAAACUGGUGGCAAUUCUCUUCCAUCUGGGCCAGAUGGUGUGAAGCGGAAAGUAUCAUAUUUCUAUGACCCAGAAGUGGGUAAUUAUUACUAUGGGCAGGGUCAUCCGAUGAAACCACAUCGUAUUCGAAUGACCCAUUCCCUCCUUGCGCACUACGGACUGCUUCAGCAAAUGAGCGUCUUCAAGCCACAUCCUGCUAGAGACAGAGAUCUCUGCCGCUUCCAUGCUGAUGACUAUGUCGCCUUCUUGCGUAGCAUCACCCCAGACACACAACAGGAUCAGAUGAGGGCAUUGAAGAGGUUCAAUGUAGGCGAAGACUGUCCUGUGUUUGAUGGCCUUUACUCUUUCUGUCAGACGUAUGCAGGUGGAUCAGUGGGUGGUGCCGUGAAAUUAAACCAUGGGCUUUGUGAUAUUGGUAUCAAUUGGGCUGGUGGGCUUCAUCAUGCCAAGAAAUGUGAGGCCUCUGGAUUUUGUUAUGUGAACGACAUUGUCUUGGCAAUUUUGGAACUUCUCAAGCAGCAUGAGCGUGUUUUAUAUGUGGACAUCGAUAUCCAUCACGGAGAUGGUGUAGAAGAGGCCUUCUACACAACUGACAGGGUCAUGACCGUUUCAUUCCAUAAAUUUGGAGACUAUUUCCCUGGCACAGGCGACGUACGUGAUGUUGGAUAUGGAAGGGGGAAGUACUACUCUCUAAAUGUCCCUCUUGACGAUGGAAUUGAUGAUGAGAGCUAUCAGUCCUUAUUCAAGCCGAUCAUUGGGAAAGUGAUGGAGGUUUUCCGACCAGGUGCUGUCGUUCUCCAGUGCGGUGCUGACUCCUUAUCUGGAGACAGGUUGGGCUGUUUCAACCUCUCCAUCAAAGGUCAUGCAGAGUGCGUUAGAUAUAUGAGAUCAUUCAAUGUCCCAUUGCUGCUGGUAGGCGGCGGCGGCUAUACCAUUCGGAAUGUUGCUCGUUGUUGGUGCUACGAGACAGCAGUUGCACUCGAUAUAGAAAUUGAUGACAAGAUGCCGCAGCAUGAAUAUUAUGAGUAUUUUGGUCCGGAUUAUACUCUUCAUGUUGCUCCAAGUAACAUGGAGAAUAAGAACUCUCGCAAGUUGUUGGAAGAUAUAAGAGUAAAGCUGCUUGAUAAUCUUUCAUUGCUCCGGCAUGCGCCUAGUGUCCAGUUCCAGGAAAGGCCACCUGAUUCUGAGCUUCCAGAGGCAGAUGAGGAUCAAGACGAUGCAGAUGAGAGAUGGGAUCCCGAUUCUGAUAUGGAAAUCGACAAUUCUAAGCAUCAGGAUGAGGCAUUGCGUAAGCCCGCUUCAAGUAACAUACAGAAUGUAAGAAUCAAGAGAGAGAUGAUUGAAUCUGAGCUCAAAGAUCAGGAAGAUAAAAAAGUAGUAGCGGAGCAUGUUAAGGGCAUGGAUACAACCACGGAGGAUGGCACAAAGGUGAAGCUCAAACACACGGAUACAUGGGCAACCCACAUGCACACUCACCCACCCUGAAUCUUCAUCUGCUUCUGACACAGGCCCAAUGUCAAUUGACGAACCAAGCAGCGUAAAGCUCGAACCUGAAAGCUCGAACAAACUGUCAGAUCAGCCCCUCUUGGUCUACUCGAAACCUUGAGCUUGCCUGCCCACUGACUCUGACUAUUCAUGAACAGCUCGAUCUGUAAAUCCUUCAUGGCCCAUUCUCUUAAUGUUUCUUUUGCGAUUUCAUGCAAUUAUUAUAUUUUUACGUUAAAAAACGUGAGCCAGAAAGACGAGAAUGUCUAAGCUUGGCUCUCUAAAUCGCAUCGAGUUUUGAUUUAUGAAAAUUGUAGAGAAAGAAAGCCUGAUUGUAACAAUAACAUUAUCAAAAGGAAACGAUGCUGUUACAAAACACGUCAUGAAGAAAUACAGAUAUAGCAUUUUUUUGUUUGCU
Molecule: messenger RNA, 2063 nt
Organism: Magnolia sinica
Lineage: Eukaryota; Viridiplantae; Streptophyta; Magnoliopsida; Magnoliales; Magnoliaceae
Product: histone deacetylase 19
Exons: 8
Coding region: 158-1645 (495 amino acids)
Molecular function (GO): histone deacetylase activity
Source: RefSeq, a predicted model, not a curated record